UUUCCCUUCCAAGGGGUGGGUUAUUGGGAGGUUUCCAAGCUGCUGGCUGGGGUUCCAGGUGUCUGGUAAGGGCCCUGUGAGCUGUGCCCAGCUCCCGAAGCGAGGGCGGAGAGAUGAUGCCAGGGCCUCUGGUCCGGGGCUGGCCAGAGCUCAAGGGCGGGCUGGCAGUGAAGCCUGGAGUUUGGAGGAGAGAGUGGGGACUGCCCCUUCCAGCGCCGGUGUCGUGAGGGAUCCGCAGAGUGGGCCCCGGGCUGCUGAAGAUCCCGGCAGGGCAGGCCGGGACUUAGCGCUGACUGGAAGGGGUCCCCGCCCCGCGUCAGCCUCGACGGACCCCGUACUCACGUGUCCCCAUCUUCGGAGAUGCUAGAGCAAAAAUACAGUCAGAAACUCCAGACCAGACUACUUGGGCUUUCAUCUGGCACUACCACAUCCCCAUCUUAAAGUCUGGAAGCUGAAAUCCAGAGAGGCCUAAGGAGUUGGGGCAUCUGAAACCACUGCAAAGACACAAGAACUUGGACAGAUGCAGACAGAGGCUGAAUUUGGGGAAAAAGCUAUCCCAAUUCAGUCCUACCUCUGGCUCAACUCUAACAGGUGUGUAGCAGCCCCUUUUCUGGCCACAUGAGGUCAGCAUUGAGUCACUCACCGCUUCCAGCACCUUGCCUGCAGUCCGACUGGAAGCCUUCCUGGGGACACUUCAGAAUGAGGAGAGGGACCACUUGGAAAGAUGACACGAGGACUCUGACUCAGGCCUCACCGUGGCCAGGGCCCUGACUUUGCUCCUUGGCCCCAUCCAGUCCUCCUCUCUCCGCUGUUAUCUUUUGGUUCCAUUUGUAGUACCCCCACUCCCAGCUUCCACCCACCCCAGUUAGGCUCAUCUUCAGGAAACAGGCCCGGUUGCCAUGGUGACCAGCUGGUCAGCUGGCUCCUUCCUCCCCUCUCCCUUCACCCCUCUUUCCUCUGAGCUUCCAAGGAAGGGUUCUGUGUGAAUGGAGAAGUGUGUGGGUGUGGGGGGGGCAGUUUGUCAGGGGUCUUUUAUCUCUUGGAAGCUCUGGGGCUGGCCAAAGGAGUUGGGCCCAGCUCUCCUCCAAAGCCCCCUGCAGUGGAUGGGGACAAGGAGUGAGAUUACAACUAAAUGUGGAGCGUGAGCCUCCUAUCUGGGUUAGGAAAGGGCAAGGCUAGGAACUCUGCACUCUUGUCUGUGGUGAGGGCUGAACUAGGUGGACCUGGCUGAGUGAGACCAGAAGAGGGGUUGGAGUUAGAUGUGAGGUAGGACUUCCCAUAAAGCCUGGAUAGGAGACACUGGAGUGAGCCACCAAGUGAGAUUCCUCCUCUGCCAAGGGAAUGAGGGAGAGGCCAGCCUCUUUAGGACCACACCCUUCCUCUGUUUGGGAGGAUUUACCGAUGGACUGGUGGUGGAGGAUCAUGCAGGCUGGAAUAGUUCUGAAGCACCUUGCCUGCAAAGAGAAGACUAGAAGCAGGACCAGGAGUGAGUGUGUAUGGGAUGGGGGUGGGGGGACAGAGGCAGUGGCUAUUCAGCCUCAGGUGAGGGGCAGGACCAUCCCAUCAGCUGAGUGCUCUUGUCCCCUGUCCCAAAGACCAGAUUAUCCAAAGUUUCCCUUAAACUACCUUCCUGCCCACAAAUAGCACCACGGCCUUUGGAAUGGGAAAGAUCUGGAUUCUAGGACUAGCUGUGUGAGUACUAGCAGGUGACCUUGAGUAAGUCACUCAUCCUCCCUCUACUUUGGUUCCUUGUGGGUAAAUGGGAGAGCAGUUAUAUGUGUUGAAGACUCUAAGGUAGCACAGGGCAGGGUAGGAUUCCAUAGUGACUGUGCACACACAGAUUGAAUACACAUAGCCUUUAUACUGUUUUAUGCUAAUGAUUGGUACCCCUCCCCAUGAGACUUUGUGGUCUUUUAGGGUAGGAUAUUGUAUGUUUCAUUCCUGAAUAGGGUAUACACUAGGUACCUAAUACCUGUUUAUUGAAGGGAUACAUCCGGGAGUGAAUGAAGGAAUAAAUGUGUCUUCUUUCAGCCUGUCCCAGGCAGUACAUAGGGAAAAGCAGUGUGGGUGGAUGGUAGCAAGGGGUAGGCGAACUUGCAGUCACUCCGCUUGGCCCGGGGUCUAUGAUUUUUGCCUCCUACACCCACAGAAGGUGGUCAGAGCCUUAGAGAUUCUCCAGGCAACUUCCUCACUCCACAGAGCCUUAGAGAUGCAGUCAACUCCUUCAAUGCACAGAUGAGAAGCUAAGGCUUAGAGAGGGGAAGGCACUUGCCCAAGGUCACACAACCUCUUAAUGGCAGAGCCAGGAUUAAGAAUUAGAACUCAGGCCUCCUGAUCUCCAGCCGAGGGCAAUGUACAUGCUUCACUGCUUCUUUGGGGCUGUUCUUCUAGGGAAGGAAGAUGGCUUUGUGAAGCCUGGUUCCAACGUCCUCCCCUCUGCCCUCUGCCAGUCCUUUCUCACAUCUAGCUCCAAUCCUUUUCCCUUUCACCAGAUUCCAUCUCUGUUCACUUGGAGUCUGGCCUCUGAAGGCUGGCUCCUGCAUUAACCCAUUACCACCCAACUGGGAAUAAGGAUCUUCCCUGGGGUUCUCCAGGGUUCAAUUUCCUCUCCCCACCCUUGGCCCCAGGAACUUGCCGGAACCAAGGAUGGGGAGGGAUGUUGGCUGAGCCGCUGGCGCCCCCUCCGCGGAGUAGGGACUGAGAGGAGUUGCGGCCCAGAUCUUCCCAGGAUGGGGGGGCGGUGGUGCGGUGAGCAGGGCUGGGAGUGGGGAAGGGGUGCGGGGAGCCCCUGUUGCUUCUCCUCUUUGGGGGGUGGCUAUUAGGUAGGCUUGGGGAAGGCGGAGUUUGGGGGGCCGGGGGCGGGGCUCCAGCGCUGGGAGGAAGAGGGGGGGCGCGCUGGCUCCAGCUCGGCUCAGACAAAAGGCGGCGGCGGGAGCGGGCGGGAGGCGGAGCGGCGCCGCGAGGGCCUCAAGGUGACACCCGCCCCCGGCCCCGGCCCCCCCGGCCCGGCCCCUAGCCCGCCUCCCCACCCCCAGCCCCGAGCCCCCUACCCCCGGUGCCCUUUCCAGGCCCCCUCCCCCCCGGCGGGGGGUGGGGAGCAGCGAGGGCCCCGCCCCCUCCCGCCCCCUCCCCAGGGCCGGCGCAGGAUGCCCUCGGCCCCCGGCAGCCCCCCGGGAAGCCCUGAGCUCGACGCACCCCCUCUACGCCAUGUCCCCCCCUGGCUCGGCCGCGGGAGAGAGCGCCGGCGGCGGCGGCGGCGGUGGCGGCCCCGGGGUCCCGGAAGAGCCCACGGCGGCGGCAGCGGCGGACGAGGGCCCCGCCCGAGAGGAGCAGCGUCCCAUCCAGCCCUCUUUCACCAAGUCCCUCUGCCGUGAGUCCCACUGGAAGUGCCUGCUGCUCUCGCUGCUCAUGUACGGCUGUCUGGGGGCUGUGGCCUGGUGCCACGUAACCACGGUGACCCGCCUCACCUUCAGCAGCGCCUACCAGGGCAACAGCCUCAUGUACCACGACAGCCCCUGCUCCAACGGCUAUGUCUACAUCCCCCUGGCCUUCCUGCUCAUGCUGUACGCCGUCUACCUGGUGGAGUGUUGGCAUUGCCAAGCCCGCCAUGAGCUGCAGCACCGUGUUGAUGUGAGCAGCGUGCGGGAGCGUGUGGGCCGCAUGCAGCAGGCCACGCCCUGUAUCUGGUGGAAGGCCAUCAGCUACCACUAUGUCCGCCGCACCCGCCAGGUCACCCGAUACCGCAAUGGAGACGCCUACACCACCACCCAGGUCUACCAUGAGCGCGUCAACACGCACGUGGCGGAGGCCGAGUUCGACUACGCGCGCUGCGGCGUCCGCGACGUGUCCAAGGCGCUGGUGGGGCUGGAGGGCGCGCCGGCCACGCGCCUGCGCUUCACCAAGUGCUUCAGCUUCGCCAGCGUGGAGGCCGAGAACGCCUACCUGUGCCAGCGCGCGCGCUUCUUCGCCGAGAACGAGGGCCUGGACGACUACAUGGAGGCGCGCGAGGGCAUGCACCUCAAGAACGUGGACUUCCGCGAGUUCAUGGUGGCCUUCCCGGACCCCGCGCGGCCGCCCUGGUACGCCUGCUCGUCGGCCUUCUGGGCCGCGGCGCUGCUCACGCUGUCGUGGCCGCUGCGCGUGCUGGCCGAGUACCGCACGGCCUACGCGCACUACCACGUGGAGAAGCUCUUCGGCCUGGAGGGCCCGGGCUCGGCGAGCAGCGCGGGCGGCGGCCUGAGCCCCAGCGACGAGCUGCUGCCGCCGCUCACGCACCGCCUGCCGCGGGUCAACACGGUGGACAGCACGGAGCUCGAGUGGCACAUCCGCUCCAACCAGCAGCUGGUGCCCAGCUACUCGGAGGCGGUGCUCAUGGACCUGGCGGGGCUGGGGGCGCGCUGCGCGGGGGCGGCGGGCGGCGGCUACGGGCCGGCGUGCCGCUACGGCGGGGUGGGCGGCCCGGGCGCGGGCGCGGCGGGCGCGGCCCCCUACCGGCGCAGCUGCGAGCACUGCCAGCGCGCCGUCAGCAGCUCGUCCAUCUUCUCGCGCAGCGCGCUCAGCAUUUGCGCCAGCCCGCGGGCCGGCCCGGGGCCGGGGGGCGGCCCGGGCUGCGGGGGCAGCCGCUUCUCGCUCGGCCGCCUCUACGGCUCGCGGCGCAGCUGCCUGUGGCGCAGCCGGAGCGGGAGCGUCAACGAGGCGAGCUGCCCCACCGAGCAGACGCGCCUGUCGAGCCAGGCCAGCAUGGGGGACGACGAGGACGACGAGGAGGAGGAGGCCGGGCCGCCGCCGCCCUACCACGACGCCCUCUACUUCCCGGUGCUCAUCGUGCACCGGCAAGAGGGGUGCCUGGGCCACAGCCACCGGCCGCUGCACCGCCACGGCUCCUGCGUCGAGACCUCACUGUGACCUCGGCCCGGCCCGGGCCUGCCCGCCGGCCUCCCUCCCGCCCCUCGCCAGGCUGUGCUCCUCGCGUGUAGCGGGGGAGUCGUGAUGCUGACUGAGGCUGUGCUGGGCGCUGUGCUGGGCACGGCGCGGGGCGGCCCCGUGGGCUCCGGACCCCCGCCUUUCCUGUACAAAAAGAGACCGGCGACGGCGACGGCGACGGCGACGGCUGGGAAGGGGAGUGGCGGCUCCGGAGAGCCCCGCCCGGGCCCGGUGGGCUCUUCCACCCCGCCCCUGCGUUUCUAGGGGGCGCCUCCCUUUCCGACACGCACACUCGAGAUUUCCCGUCCAGCCUUUCAGUGGAUCUUCUGACUGUUAGUGGCGACUGUUCUGUGGCACCGCGUGGGGCCCGUCUCCAGGGCGAGGCCUUCCCUGUGCAGCUGGGGAGGUUUCGAGGCGCGGGGAAGGGAGAUUGGAGCUUUCCUUCCACCGCUGCCUGGCCCCACCGGGGCCUCUCUCUACUGAGGGGGUGGUGGUUUGGUGAACACCAGGGCUGGCUUCCAAGCAGCUAAUGAAUUCAGUGGGUCUGAGGCCGGGGCCAGAUGUCAGCCUCGAUGCUCCAGCUCAAAACCGUGCAAAUGUUGCUAUUCUCUUCUUGGCGCUGGCCCCAAACAUCGGGGUUUCCUUUCUGCCCCUCCCUCCACCGCUGUUUAUCUUGCUGGGUCCCUGGAGUGUGGGUCCUGGAGGGACUGUGCUCACACCACAGCCGUCACUCUGCUCCCUUCCCUCUUGCUCUCUGGCCCCAAGGAGCAGUUGCCCAGGGGGGAGGGAGGCAAAAUGUGGAGGGGAUGUGUCUCAAUCCUGUCUCUGAACUCUGCAGCCUCCGGGCAGCAGCGACCUAACCCGGACUCUGGGAGGGCUCGCCCUUCAGAGGGGGGUGCGAUACUCCCCAGGGCACCUUCAUUAAAGCUGGUCAUGGUGAAUGGGUGGAAAGAGGGGGAGACAGACCCGGGUGACAAAGGGGAGCUCUCACGGCCGGUGGGAGUCAAAAGAGGAGAGGGCAGCAGAGGGAGACUGAAAGGACUUCCAAAGGUGGGGGGUUGUCUGGGGCGACUCUUGCCUUCCCCAGACUUGUGGGAGGUGGUGUGAAGAGCGGUUGUCCCCACACAUUAUCUCUGCAGGGCUGAGAAUGUGCUCACAAGCCCCAGCUGGAGAAAUACUCAAUUCCAGUGGCAGGGUCCGAGGCAGGAAUUCUACAAAUCUUGCCUGACCCCGGUGUCGUCCCCUAUCCCAUGAGCUGAAGCCCUGCAGUGUAUCCCAGGGUCUUCAAAGGGGCACCCUGCCACCACCCAAGGGCACUGGCCCCAUGUCCUGUUCUCGUAAAGCUCUGACACCGCCUUUUCUCCCCCACCAGUCCCACCCUGAUGCGCUUCAGUGUGCAUGUCUGUGUACAACCAACCCCCUGCCCUCUCAACUCCCCUGGCUAAAGUUUUCCCAGCAGACUCAGUGCCCAGGGAUUGAGCUCACAUUUCAAGCUGGAGAGGAUCACCCUUGGGCCGUCAAAAUCACUCACCCCUGAUGCUCCUCACUUUGCCUGAGCCUUCAGAGCUCCUCCUUCCCCUCCUUCAGCCUCCUCGCCCAUCCUCCUUCAGCCUAGCCAGGACUACACCUGCCAAGGGCAUGACUGCCACCUAUGCAACAUCUUCUCUGGCUUUCCUUCCCCCUUCCCUGGGGGGCUUAGGACGUACAGACUGUGGGGACACCAUGGCCCAUUGGGGUUGAGCUUUACUUUCCCUGUGGCGAUGGCAGAGUGGGAAAGGCAGAGGCGGCCAGGGAAGGGGUGGCUUGGGCCGGAGGGAAUGGCUGCCCACUAGGUUUCCCUGGGCAGCGGUGGCCACCUGCCUGCCAGCACGAAACCUGCCUGGCCCCUGAGUCUGUGCCCCUUGGGGGCCUGGCAGUUGGAGCACCUCUCUUUUUGAAUGGACAUCUGUGAGGUACAGGUGGUGAGCUGUGGCCGCAGGCCCCGGUUCUUCGCCAGCUGGCACCUGGAUGUCGUGCCCUUGUGUGAAGGCAGCCCAGCCACUUCACGACUCCAAGGAGGGAGGGACUCCGCUCCUUCUCCCUCAGGUCCAUUCCUGACACAGAACCUGAGCUAGGAGGAGGGGACAGGGCGGGGGGGGGGGGCUAUUAUUAUUUUUGCCUGUAUUGACUGUGUCUGCCUAGGUCUUAACACAGACGGCCUCACCUUCCACACAUGCACAGACUUAGAGAGAAACCAAUUCUUUGGUCUAUUUUCUUGGUAGCUUUAUUGAUUGCCAGGGAAAACAAAAACCAGAAAAUUAAUUAAUCUCUAAAAUUAAACUUUACACUGAAUGUUCUUGUUUCUCUAAUUAGAACCUCUGCUAGCAGCUGUGGCUAUGUACACACACUCACACACACCCUCACAUCUACACGUUUGCACUCCAGAACUGUCAGAGGGUGUCAGGCACAAGACAGACUUUAGGUUGCCCAGACAGGCACACAAGUGCAGUCACUCCCAAGCCCCCUUUGGUGCUCUGCUCAGCGCUGCUUGUUGGAAGGAGUCCCUGAAAAGCAGGCACCCCCAGGCUGUGGCUGCAGCCCCAUGACCCAUCCUUUGGAAAGACCACAGUUCUGGAGGCUCUGGGUCUCUCAGUGGGAGGAGGAUGGAGGACAAGGCUCAGCCUGGAUCUAUCAGGUCCUCUUGUGGCCCCGUGGGCUGAUGUGGCUCCUGUGGGCAGCCGCAGAAGGACAGGGACUCAUGGAGGGCACCCGGAAGGCUCCUUUUGUGCUGGGGACAAGGGCUUGUGGGGUGGGCUGGGCCUGGAUGGGGAGAAGACAGUAUCUGUCAAUUGGGUGCAUCACACUGUGGCCUUUCUGUCGUGGAUUUCCAAGCGCAAAGAUUGUACAAAUCAAACUGGUGGAUAAUAAAGUUGCAGAUGACUCACUGA
This is a messenger RNA of Nyctereutes procyonoides (raccoon dog), 7850 nucleotides long. RefSeq names its product transmembrane protein 151B (gene TMEM151B). The transcript has 5 exons. The coding region runs from base 3208 to 4905 and encodes 565 amino acids. The record is from RefSeq and is a predicted model, not a curated record. Lineage: Eukaryota; Metazoa; Chordata; Mammalia; Carnivora; Canidae.